GGCCACAGCGCACCGGGAAAGGCCGAGCCGAGAGCACCCUGCGACCCCGCGACCUCUCACACGCACACAGGACAGCUCGCUUCACUUCAACACAGAUGGAGACCAUGAAGAGCGCCAGGAAAAACCACUUUGAGGCGGUUGGCAGCGAUCUGUCCGAGCAGAUCAAAGCAGCGACAAACCACAACCACAUCAGGGCGGAGAACACGGAGCUGAUGCUGAAUUACCAGAAGGGGCAGAUUAACCUGCAGCAGUACAAGGUGCUGCUGUGCUCCCUCUACGAGAUCUACCGGGCUCUGGAGGAGGAGAUGGACAGGAACGCUUCCCACCCAGCCGUCGCUCCCAUUUACUUCCCCCAGGAGCUGGCCCGCCUGGAGGCUCUGGAGCGGGACCUGGAGCACUUCCUGGGCUCGGACUGGAGGAAGAAGGUCAUCGUGCCGGCCGCCACUCUCAGAUACCAACAGAGGCUCAGACAAGUCGGCAGGGAGAACCCGGAGCUGCUGGUGGCUCACGCCUACACCCGCUACCUCGGGGAUCUGUCGGGAGGCGUGGUGCUGGGGAAGAUCACCCAGAAGUCCCUGGGGCUGAGCGGCACCGAGGGCCUGUCGUUCUUCUCCUUCCCCGGCGUGAGCAGCCCGAACCGCUUCAAGCAGCUGUACAGGAGCCGCAUGAACGGCAUCGAGCUGACGGAGAAGCAGCGGGCGGAGGUGCUGGAGGAGGCCGUGCUGUCCUUCGAGCUCAACAUCCAGGUUUUUGAUGACUUGCAGAAAAUGUUGAAUGUCACAACGGAAUCGGGCGGCCGAUCCAAGCGCCCGGCGGCCGCGGGGCUGCCGGCCAGCCCCAUCGUGCAGCUCGCCGUGGGCCUGUGCGUCGCACUGUCCGCCAUCGGGGCGGGAAUCUACGCCAUGUAGCUCCAGCGUGACGGAGACGCACUCACUGCACUUUACUAUCGGUGAAAUCAGAAUGUGAUCGUUACACUUUGUAACCAAUAACUCUUUUAAGACAUGCUUACACUGUACUUUUUAAACUCAUUUCUAAUUUUUGUAACACUUUAAAUAGUUAUGUCCUGAAUACUCAAUAAAAUCUGUUUUUCAAAGUGAGAAAUUGUCAGUGGUGAUAUGUUUAAUCAUGAUGUGAAAAUAUUUCACUUUGUCUCAUUUCUUUGCACUUUCCACAUUAAAAUUUUAG
This is a messenger RNA of Salarias fasciatus (jewelled blenny), 1185 nucleotides long. RefSeq names its product heme oxygenase 1a (gene hmox1a). Gene Ontology annotation, biological process: heme catabolic process; response to oxidative stress; heme oxidation. The transcript is spliced from 6 exons. Gene Ontology annotation, molecular function: heme binding; heme oxygenase (decyclizing) activity. The record is from RefSeq and is a predicted model, not a curated record. NCBI's taxonomy places the organism in Eukaryota, Metazoa, Chordata, Actinopteri, Blenniiformes, Blenniidae. The coding region runs from base 96 to 908 and encodes 270 amino acids.